Molecule: messenger RNA, 2538 nt
Organism: Phaedon cochleariae (mustard beetle)
Lineage: Eukaryota; Metazoa; Arthropoda; Insecta; Coleoptera; Chrysomelidae
Source: the annotation of a GenBank genome assembly
UUUUACAUGUUUUGUACAAGCAGGUGGAUUCAUUUCAUUUGUAUCUGAGUAUUUUUAUGUGAUGAAAUUGUUCGAAUUAACAAAUCGGAUAAUUUCGAUGGAUUGAUUUAUUAUCACGUAUUUAUUAGCUUGAACUAUUUUAAGCUUCGAAGAAUCAGUCGACUGAUCCGCAACCCUAAGAAACCAGGACACUCUCCAUGGAUAAUUUCACCUCAAUAACUACAGCCACCGGUACUUUACCUCCUCUGUUCUUCAACUCAACGGUGCCACCUGAUGUGGAAGAUGAUUCGAUAUUCUUCGUCUGGUACGACUACCUCAUCUUCUGCUGCUUGUUGUGCACAAGCUGGGGCAUGGGCAUCUAUAUCGGGUGUUUCGGAAAGAAACAAACGACGACGAAUGACUAUCUGCACGGAGGGAAACAGAUGAAUGUGCUGCCGGUGGCCAUUUCCUUGACAGCUAGUCAUUGCUCUGGAGUCACUUUACUCGCAGUCCCGUCUGAGGUAUACAAGUUCGGAGCUUCCUAUUGGCUGGUUACCAUUUCUAUCCCACUGGUCGCUAUCUUAACAAAUUGGGUAUUCCUCCCAGUGUUCUACAAGCUGCAGCUGAUAAGCACCUACGAAUAUCUCGGCCUCAGAUUCGAUAAGAAAACGAGGAAGUUAUCCUCGUUUUUGUUCGCCGUAUCCGUAUUCAGCCUGAUGCCGGUCGUCAUAUACAUUCCUUCUUUGGCAUUAUCUGCUGCUACUGGUCUGGAUGUGCACAUCAUCACCCCAGUGAUUUGUGGCAUCUGCAUUUUUUACACAACUAUCGGAGGUCUCAAAGCUCUGAUAUGGACUGAUACCGUUCAAUUCUCUCUAACAGUGGUUGCCAUUUUGACUAUUAUGACGCUUGGGUUCAAAGAAUCUGGAGGUGUGCUGAAUGCAUUCCAGAAGGCCAUUGACGGACACCGUCUUGACAUAUUCAAAUUCGAUUUGGACUUCACAGAUCGAGAUUCAUUUUGGUCAAUGUUAUUUGGUUUCACCUUUCACUGGGUGGCUCACACAAGUAUCAAUCAGGGGUGCACACAAAAAUUUCUCUCUGUUGCCACAUUGAAGGAGUGCAAGUGGCUUGUAGUUAUUUACUGCCUAUUCAUGGUGAUAAUAAAGUCUACUAGUGUUAUCAACGGUCUCCUGAUAUACAACAAAUUUGCCGAAUGCGAUCCACUUGCCUCUGGAAGAAUAAAAAAUAAUGACCAGAUUUUGCCUUACUACGUCCUGAACGUAGCUGAUAGUAUUCCUGGACUUUCAGGAUUGUUCCUUGCUGGAGUCUUCUUCGCUUCAUUGAGUUCAUUCUCGGGCAAUCUGAACAGUUUGGCCGGCACCAUAUACGAAGACUUCUUGAAAAACACCUUGGAGAGGAAGGGCAUCAAUAAAACGACCUGCGUUCUCAAGUUGCUAGUGGUCAUCAUCGGAGUAAUCAGCGUGCUCAUGGUGUACAUCGUGGAACGUCUCGGGGGGCUGAUGGCGAUCUCGAUCGCCCUUGGGAGUGUGGCGCACGGUCCUCUUCUGGGGAUGUUCUGUCUCGGUUUGCUCUUUCCUAGGGUUAGGGCGAGGGGCGCAUUUUAUGGUGCUGUCACUGGAAUGUUAGUCAUGGCGACAAUCGUGAUGGGAAAUUGUUAUUAUAAGUCGAAGAAAAUGUUGAGAUACCCUGCGCAGCCUAUAUCAGUCGAUGGUUGCUCCGUUAGUGGAAAUUCAACUAUACAUCAUUUGUGGAAUGCGACUACGUCGAGCAACUCGAGUUCGGUGCCAUAUGAAGUCCCCCAGGUCUUCCGGAUAUCCUUUUACUGGUACAGCCUGAUGGGAGGCUGCAUAUGCAUGACCAUAGGGCUCCUCAUCACCUACCUGCAGAGGGAAGAAGAGCCCUACGUGGCUCGAGAGCUCCUCAGCCCUGCGAUCUACUCGAUCAUAGACCCGAAGAAGUACCAAAACAAGAUGGGCCUCGACUACAGCAGUGUGGAGGAAGCUCUCAAUAGAGUAGAGAUGAACGGCAAGGAGAGGAGAAGAUCUUCCAAGUGGGAAGCAGCGAGAGAAGAGCGGUUGAAGAAAAUGUCCUUACCAGGGAUAACUGAUGUCAUAGACGAUUAACAACAUUCUUAGUGUGAUAAUAGAGUGAAUAAGACUUAUCUAUAAAAUAAUUGAUGAAAAUCAGUUUCCAUUGCCGCAACAAGAAAAUCUUGCGCUUGGGGUGCACUUUCUGAAAUGAGAGCCCCACUUCAACUAUAAGAUUCAUGAUAUGUAUUAUAUACAUCGUUUUUCCUCAUCACAUUCAUUCAACAAGAAUUAACAAAUGAACCCUGAAUUUUUGAUGAAUGAUUAAAUGAAGAAAGAAAUAAGAAUAUUCAUUCUAGAAUCCUGAAUGAAAAGGAGACAAAAAACUUCAUAUUGAACGUGAGAACAUGAAUAUUUCAUGCUCCUAUACUUCAACUCAGAAAUAUAGUAGAUUAGACUAUAUUGAAAAUUUUAAACUUCCACAAUCGAUAUUUCAAUAAAAACCCUUGUUAAA